This is a messenger RNA of Chrysochloris asiatica (Cape golden mole), 1695 nucleotides long. RefSeq names its product carcinoembryonic antigen-related cell adhesion molecule 16 (gene CEACAM16). The transcript is spliced from 7 exons. The record is from RefSeq and is a predicted model, not a curated record. Bases 1 to 1695 code for a protein of 564 amino acids. NCBI's taxonomy places the organism in Eukaryota, Metazoa, Chordata, Mammalia, Afrosoricida, Chrysochloridae. Gene Ontology annotation, molecular function: protein binding.
AUGAAGCCGAUUCUACUGCAAGGCCAUGAGCGGUCCAUUACGCAGAUCAAGUACAACCGCGAGGGAGACCUCCUGUUCACCGUGGCCAAGGACCCUACUGUCAACACUGGGACACCAAGCAUUGUUCUCACCGGCUCAGCUGACAACAGCUGUCGUCUCUGGGACUGUGAAACAGGGAAGCAGCUGGCCCUACUCAAAACCAACUCCGCUGUCCGGACCUGUGGCUUUGACUUUGGGGCGGUGGUCCUGAGUGUGGGGGCGGAGAUCUUCAUCACCCCGGAGCCUGCUCAGCCGGCCGAGGGGGACAACCUAACGCUGGUCGUCAGCGGUCUCUCUGGGGAGGUGCUCGCUUACAACUGGUACGCGGGUCCUUCGCUCAGCCUGGCCUACCUGCUGGCCAGCUACAUCAUCAGCACAGGCGAGGAGACCCCGGGCCCGGCCCACACUGGGCGGGAGGCCGUGCGCCCUGACGGUAGCCUGGAUAUUCAGGGGGCCCUUCCAGGGCACUCGAGCACCUACAUUCUUCAGACCUUCAACAGGCAGUUUCAGACGGAGGUGGGCUACGGACACGUGAAGGUCUAUGAGAUACUGACCCAGCCGGUGGUAAUGGCCAACAACAGCAUGGCGCUGGUAGAACAUCGGGACACACUACGUCUGCUGUGCAGCAGCCCCAGCCCAGCCGAGGCCCGCUGGUUCUUCAACGGACAGGUUAUCCGCCUCGGCCUGUCUCCCGACGGACGGACGCUGACCCGGCAAGGCAUCCGCAGGGAGGAGGCAGGGACCUACCAGUGUGAGGUCUGGAACCCGGUCAGUGUCAGCCGCAGCGAGCCCGUCAACCUGACCAUAUACUAUGGCCCAGAACGAGUGGCGAUUUUCCAGGAUUCCAUCGCCCGUACAGGCUGCACCAUCAAAGUGGACUUCAACACCUCCCUCACCUUGUGGUGUACGUCCCGGUCCUGCCCAGCGCCUGAGUAUGUGUGGGCCUUCAAUGGGCGGGCCCUAAAGAAUAGCCAGGACCAUUUCAACAUCACUAGCAUGACAGCAAGCCAGGAGGGUACAUACACAUGUAUUGUGAAGAACUCCAAGACCCUGAUCUCUGGAUCUGCCUCGGUGGUGGUCAAACUCUCUGCGGCAGCAGUUGCCAUGAUGAUCGUGCCCGUACCGACCAAGCCGACAGAAGGCCAGGACGUGACCCUGACUGUGCCUGGCUACCCCAAGGACAUGCUAGUCUACGCCUGGUACCGCGGGCCAGCCUCCGAACCCAACCGGCUGCUCAGCCAGCUGCCGUCGGGGAACUGGAUCGCGGGCCCGGCGCACACAGGCCGCGAGGUGGGCUUUGCCAACUGCUCACUGAUGGUGCAGAAACUGAACCUCACCGAUGCUGGGCGCUACACGCUCAAGACCGUCACACUGCAGGGCAAGACGGAGACGCUAGAGGUGGAGCUGCAGGUGGCCCGUGAGUGUGUGGAAGGGGGCGUGGCGUGGCGUGGCGGGGGCGGGGCCUCCUUUUCAGUCAGCCUCCUCCCUCGCAUGAGGAACAAUGCCACCUUCCUGAACCUGAACCUGGCACAGGCAGAGCAUGGGGCGGGGGAGGCCAUGGGGAGGACCAGGGUGGGCAGAGGGGACCUGGUUCUCUACAUCCCUGAUGGUUUCCUUCGCCUCCUUGCCCACCCGUCUCCCAUAGCCCUGGAGUAG